GUUCCUGGAGUGUCAAAGAGCAAGGGGAGUAAGAGCUGCUACCACAGUGGCCGGCAGGGGGCGCGCGGGCCCGGCUCGCAGCCUCUUUCUGGGCACGUGACCAUGGCCCUGACCUCUCGCUUUACGGUCGGAUGCCCCGGCAGGCGGCAGCCGUUGCCAUGGGGAUGGAGCUUGGGUGGCAACCGUAUCUAGGGAGCUGGUGAAGAAGGUGCCUGCUGAAAGUCCAAAACCAGCUGAGGGCUGCAGGAGGCAGGACCCCGGCUUUUUGAGGAGCAAGGUGGGCGCGCUCUAGGAACCUCUACAGAGAAAAAUGUCGGAUGCAGAAGAAAAUGCCCUGGAAGAAGCAGAAGAAAGUGAAGAAACAGAUGUGGAAGAAGAAGAAUACAAUUUGAAUUAUAAAGAGGUAGAAAAUAUGGAGCAAAAAUCAAAAGAAGAUGACACAUCAGUAUGGAGAGAAUCUCAGGAGGAGGAGGAGGGGGAAGUGAUGGAGGAGGAGAAGGAGGAGGAGGAGGUGGAAGGAGAAGAGAUGGAGGAGGAGGAGGAAGAGGUGGAAGGGGAAGAGAUGGAGGAGGAGGAGGAGGAGGAGAAGGAAGGGGAAGAGAUAGAGGAGGAGGAGGAGGAGGAGGAGGAGGAGGAGGAGGAAGAAGAAGAAAAGGAGGGGAAAAGGGAUAAGGAGAAGGAGUGGAGAGAAGAAACAAAAGAGGAGAAGGGAGAUGAGGGAGAGGAGAAGGAAGAAGAAGAGGGUGAAGGUGAGGAGGAAGGAGAGGCAGAGGAAGAGGAGGUGGUGGUGAAGGAGGAAGAGGCUGUUGUAAAAGAAACCGAGGACAAGUUUGGAAAAACUGAGGAAGAGGUGGCUGCAGGAGUCCAGGAGGACAUCACAGUGAUACCUUCAGAAAUCAUGUCCAUGAUCAGUUUGGAGAAAGAAUUUUCUAGUUCUCAGUCAUCCAUUUCAGGAGCUUUCCUGGAAACCCAAGGAGAUAAGUCUUCCUUACCAUCAGGCAAUUCUGAAAUAAAUGAAAUUUUAAGAGAUCUCAGCUCACAACAUUCAUUUCUGGAUUUGGAGCAAAUCAAUAAUGAGAUUGAUCAGACAGAUUGGCAGUUCCCAGAAGAGCUUGAGGAGAAACCUGGAGAAGCUCCCCAAGACACAGUGGAACAAGCAAAAGGGGAUUUGAUAUCAGAACAGGAAGCCACAGAAUCAGAAGAGGAUGAAAGGACACAUGAAAAGAAAGAGUCAUACAACCUCACUGAAAAAGGAGAAAAAGAAAGGGUCUCCAAGGAGUCCCUGGUGUCCACCACCACAGAGGAUUCCUUGUUCCAAAAGGAUGAGAGCACCCCUGUGUACCCCUUGAACUUGACCUGGUCGUUUGGAUGGAACAGUUCCCUCCCUGUCUUCUAUGUCCGUGAGAAGAACCAUAGAGUCCUUCUGUACGUGUCUUCUCACAAUGCCGUCAUCUAUAAUAUCUUCAGGAAUAGCCAGUACCACCUGCAGGGCCACCCCAACCUCAUCUCCUGCCUCUGCAUCAGUGAAGACAGGCGGUGGGUUGCCACAGCGGACAAAGGGCCAGACUGCCUGAUAAUUAUAUGGGACACCUUCACAGGGAUUCCUGUGCACACCAUAUUUGACAGCUGCCCAGAAGGUAAUGGCAUUAGGGCAAUAGCCAUUACCCGUGACGCCAAGUAUCUGGCAACCAUCUCAGACGCUGACGUCCAGAAAGUGUGCAUCUGGAAGUGGACUUUGGCAGUGGAGACGCCGGCGUGCAGUCUCCUUCUCCCCAAGGAGUAUGGUUUCCAGAACUACCUUACUUUUAAUCCAACAAAUAAUAAAGAAUUGGUGAGCAAUAGUAAAACACAGGCAAUAUAUUAUUCAUGGUGUGAAGAGAAAAAUAUACUUGCUCACAGUGCCCCACUCUUAACAGAAAAAACAUUCAACAAGCUUGUGGGAAAAUUUAGCCAGUCCGUCUUUCACUUGAAUUUAACACAAAUACUCUCGGCGACGAUGGAAGGGAAGCUGGUCGUCUGGGAUGUACACCGUCCCCCGGAGUCUUCCUCCACCCUCUUUAGCUUUCCCUACAUCAAGCCCUGUAAACUGGUACAUCUGCAGAGGGAGGGCAUCACCGUGCUCACCACAGUUGAUAACUACCUUGUCACAGGUGACAUUAAGGGUAACAUUAAGUUCUAUGACAGCACCCUGUCCAUUGUUAACUGGUACAGUCACUUCAAACUGAGUCCCAUAAGGAGUCUAUCCUUUUCAAAUAUCCCAGCAAAUCCUCCUACUGAGGAAUCAAACUUCCUUCCGGACUGUACUUUAAAAGGUGACUUUUUCAUUGUCAGGAAUUUUAUCAUUGGAACAUCUGAUGCCUCGGUGUACCACUUAACAACAGAUGGCACCAAACUUGAGAAGUUAUUCGUAGAGCCCAAGGAUGCCAUUUAUGCCAUCUCCUGCCACCCAUACCAACCUCUAAUCGCCAUUGGGAGUGUCUGUGGGAUAAUUAAAGUGUGGGAUUAUGAAAAGAAGAAGUAUCUUUUCAGCAGGGUCUUUGAGAAAGGGCUUGGAAUCCAGAGUCUGACCUACAACCCUGAAGGAGCUCUGCUUGGAGCUGGCUUCACAGAGGGGACAGUUUAUAUUCUUGACGCAAUGUCCUUAGUAAAUGAAACCCCACAGGCUUUCAAGUAUUCCAGGACCAGCGUGACUCACGUCAGCUUCUCUCAUGACUCCCAGUAUAUGGCGACUGCUGAUAUAAAUUUCACUGUGGCUGUGUACAUGGUGGUAGUUAAAAGUGGACAAAGGGUCUGGGAAUAUUUAGCAAGACUCCGCUCUCACCGCAAAAGCAUCCAAAGCCUCCUAUUUGGGGUUCACCUGGACAGCAACGAGCCUAGGCUGCUGAGCCUGGGUUCAGACAGACUCUUGAUAGAGUAUAAUCUCAUCAAGAGCUACAAAGACAACCUGGAAGUCCUGGACAUACACCGAACUGACCAGGGCAAUUACCCAACCUGUAUGGUCUGGUACCCGCCACUCAUCAAGGAGCAAUUCUUGCUUAUUUGCAACAGUGGCUACAAAAUGAAACUUUUUAAUUCGACCACCAAAAUGUGCAGAAAGACGCUUCUUGGGCCAACUUACGGAUCUCCUAUCAAGCAGACGCAGGUCCUCCCGGUGAAAACCACCCUGGAUCUACAGAGGCGCUACCUGGUGUUCAUUAACAAAGACAAGGUUGGACUUCAGAUCUUGCCAGUUGAUGGAAAUCCACACAAGACAUGCGCUAUUGUCUGCCACCCGGAUGGGGUGGCCGGGAUGGCUCUUUCCUAUGACGGCUCUUAUGCCUUCACAGCAGGAGGACGGGACCGCUCAGUGGUGCAGUGGGAAGUCAACUUAAGUGCCCUGGAGGCUGCGGUUUCUCUUGGGGGUGAAGACUUGACCCCGUUCUAUGGUCUGGUGUCUGGUGGCAGGGAAGGAAAGUUCUACAGGGAGCUGGAGGAUUAUUUUUACUACUCUCAGCUCCGCAGUCAAGGUAUUGAUACAAUGGAGACCAGGAAGGUGUCGGAACAUAUUUGCCUGUCAGAGGUUCCUUAUGUCAUGAGAGCAAUUGGCUUUUACCCAUCCGAAGAGAAGAUUGAUGACAUGUUUAAUGAAAUCAAAUUUAGUAAAUACGUGGACACUGGAAAGCUAAUUGACAAGAUCAACCUACCAGAUUUCUUCAAAAUUUACCUUAACCACAGGCCACCUUUCGGUAACACCAUGAGUGGCAUCCAGGAGAGCUUUAAAGUUCUUGGUUAUACCAAUUCCAAAGGAGAAAAGGCUAUUCAGAGAGAAGAUUUCCUGGAACUGCUCCUAACUAAAGGUGAGCACAUGACAGAAGAGGAGAUGCAUGACUGCUUUGCCACACUGUUUGGCCUGAAUCCUGAGGGGUGGAAAUCGGAGCCUGCGGCCUCGUCUGUCAAAGGCUCAAAAAUUUGCCUCAAAGAAGAACUUCCAGACGAAAUCACUGCGGAAAUAUUCGCGACUGAAAUUCUUGGCUUAACCAUUGCAGAAGAUUCUGGAUGAUAUGGUCAGUGAAGCUGUGAGGAAUGUUUGAAGCACAAAGGACUUGUGCGUGCAUUUUCCAAGAAGCAUUACUUUUUCUGCAUUUGUUUCUCUACCCCCACUAUAAUCUUCAGAACAUUUAGACAUUAAAAGAAAAUUUCUUUUAAGCUUUGGAAUUUGCUAAGUUGGACAUUCCAGUGUUUCUGAAAUAGAAAAGUGGGCGGAGACAAGAACAGCCCUAGCAGCUGGGUGUACAUGGCGGCUGGACACCCGGGACUGUCUUCGUGCCUCAUCUAAGGCAGUUCUUCCUGGACAGGUUUGCAUAGCAUACAGCGGGUCUCAGCCAGCAACAGACCUUCCUGUUGACAUAAGUGGUCCAGGGAAAUGAUAGUCAGUGGCCCUAUUCCCUUCCCCUGGAGUGUCACCUGGGCCCUUGGCCUAAUGUGACUCAGUAUGGAUCAGCUCUGCCUGUUGUGAAGCUGGCGAGGAGGUGCUGGGUGCUCUGGGCUCCUGAGAGUCACCAUCUGUGGCUUUUUCUCAGCAAAAACCCAAGCAGUUGUGUGUGGCUGUUAAGAUGAGCACCACUGGCCAUGCUUAACCCUGGUGGCAACUGCCAGAGGGAAUACAGAAGCAGCUGGAGCCCUGGUGCUGCACCUGGGCCAGAGCCCCGUGCAGCCCCACCCCUAUGGGCCAGUACCUCCCCUUGCACCGCAGACUAACCAGCAGGGUUGUGGUCGCUUCACCACCUCACACUCUGCUUGACUUCCGGACAGAUAGUGGGCAAAAGCAGGGGCUAGUUCCUCAGCUCCAAGGACAUGUAGGGGACAUCAUCACUAAGUUCACAGUGGUAUUUUGGCCUCAGAAAUAGCAUAGCAUCACAGUGUGAGCAGAGGAAGGUUAGGAUCUGAUCUUAGAGCUUUGUCAUCAUUUCUGAGGCCUUGGUCAGGCAAACAUGUCCAGUGCUUCCAUCCAGCAUGCUCAGUCCAGCACACCCACACCUCAACCUACGCAUUUCCCAGAGAAACCAGCACCAAGAUAAAGUGCCACUCUCCUAAGGAGCAGUCCCCAGGAGAUAAAUCCAGCAGGAGCAGCCGCCGCUUCCUGUGUUGAGCCUUCUCACUGCCUCAUGUCCAGUUGGAAAUUUGGCAUAGUGAGAGUCUUUGGAACACCCUGGAACAUGGAACGGAAGAAACCAUCUGCCCCAAACCAGGCUGUGUCACAGCGACCUUGGGGCAGAUGGUGCGAGCCAAGGUUCUGUAGGCGCCCGCUUGUUGGAGCGUCACCAGGGCUCUGCAACCUCGUUUACAUUUUGUUCUUUAAAAAAAGCACAAAAAUAAAAACAAGCUUUAUACAUCAAUUUUACAGCUGCUAAGGACUUAGGAGAUAUAUUACCAAGCCAGAUAAAAAAGUUUCCGGGGACGUUUUAGGGAACAGGAAACUCACGAAUGACUUGUUGUUCUCUUUAAAAAAUAAUUCAGAAUUGGACAAGCGUGGACACCAAUCAGGGGCUUCUUUCAUUAAAUCUGGUGCCCUUCCAUUUUGAUCUUAUCAACUACAUAUAUUGGAACAGCUGUCUUAAGCAGAGCUGACCGGGAUCAGUUGGACCCGGUAGAGUUUGGGACCACUGUGAAACCCAGGCCGCGAUGCUCUUUCUGGGCUGAUCCAGCCGUGGUGGAGGGAGGCGAAGUCCUGGUUAUGUUUGUUCAUCCAGGAAGACCAAAAUAGCUGCGACUGUAGGAUGGGUAUCAGUGACGUUCCCAGCCCACUUCCAGCCUAGCCUGGCAGGGCCCUUCCCACCUUGAGACCUCUAUCAGUAGAGGCCUUGGUUAUAUUGUCUCUUGACUUCUUUGACAGAGGCGGAGUUAGACAGUGUCCCCUUUUAACCCCUUGAAGGUCCCUGCACUUCCCACCCCAGACAGGCCCAGCCUCAGAGAAGAGCCUGGGCACCAGCACCCUGGCCCAAGAGAGGGGAUAGGCAGCACAGAGAGCUCAGAGUCUCCAACAAUGGGAAUGGCAGAGCGGGAACAACAGCAGGAGACAACAAAGAGACAAAAGACAGUGUCACUGAGCUUGUGUAUCAAGACUUAGGGACCAACCACUAAUUACCACCCAAAAGCACAUUGUGAUGUUUUUAUAAAGUGACCACUGUUGACAGCAGGGCCUCUGGGUAGUUGUUACUUGAAGGUCAGGAACACGGGGACUAGCAGUGGCCUUCCAUAAGCACUGAGAGCCUCCCCCAGCCCCAGGCCUCUCCCCUCACCCCAGGCCCCUCUGGAGGGUGGCCACUGUGGAGGCUGCCGACUUACAGACUCGAAGACUCGGCUGGGCUCCUGUUCUGUGUCGUUCAUGGCUCCCUGUGCACCGUGCGGGUGGCCGAGCCCUUCGACCUCAGUUUCCUCCUGAACAACUCCUGGGUGGUUGUGAGGAUUAAAAGAGACAGUGCAAAUAAAGCAAUACUGGCACAGGGUAGUGCUCCAAAUCUGACAGCAGCUAUUCUUAUCACAGGCAGAGACUGUUCUGGAGAGCGGGGAAGACAUUUGGAGAGAAUUGCUUCACACCUGCUCAAAACUCUCCUAGUUUUGACCAUGGGCCCUGAGUAAGUUCCUCUGAAAUCAUUAUAUGAGUGAACUUGAAACUUCAGUCCUCUUUUAACAACUGACUUAGCUUUUGAAUCAAAGUGAAUUUCAGGUCCUCACAGGGCCCUCUGCACCAGGAUUGGCAAGCUCUCUAUAAGGGGCUUGAGAGUCAAUAUUGAGGCUCUUUGAGCCAAAUGGUCUCUGUCACAAUUUCCUAGUCCUGCAGUCAUGGCAAAAAUGUCACUUAGAUACUACAGGAAAGAGUAACUGUGGCUGCUUUCCAAUCCAGCUUUAUUUAUGGUCACUGAAAUUUGGAUUUCAUGAUGAUUUCCAUGUAUCAUGACAUAUGCUUCUUUGGAUUUAUUAAUUUUUUUUUUGUUGGUUUUAGUUUUGCAGUACUGGGGAUUGAACCCAGGGGCACUCUCUCACUGAGCUACAUCCUCAGAACCCCCCAGAACUUUCUGACAAGAGCUUGUUGAAUUGCUGAGGCUGGCCUCAAAGUUGUGAUCCCCCUGCCUCAGCCUCCUAAGUUGCUCAAAUUACAGAUGUGUGCCACCACCAACAGCUAGAUUUUUCAACCACUUUAAAAAUGUGAAAGCCAUUCUUAGCUUGAGGGCUGCACAAAACCAGACCACAGCCCGGAUUUGUCCCAGAAGCUAUAAUUCACCCACCCGUGCCCUCUGACAAAUUUUUACAAAUACAAUAAAUCUGUAUAAAAUAUCUGGCCUCUACUCUUCAAAAAGUGUCAAGGUCAGGGCUGGGGUUGUGGCUCAGCGGUCGAGCACUAGCCUAGCACGUGUGAGGCCCUGGGUUCAAGCCUCAGCACCACAUAAAAAUAAAUAAGUAGAAUAAAGGUAUCGUGGCAACUACAACUAAAAAAUAAGAUAUUUUUUUAAAAAAGUGUCAAGAUCAUGAUGAAGAUAAAAGAUUGAGAACCAGUAAAGACAACAUGGCAGCUAAACAUAACCUGGGAACCCAGAUGUGUUCCUGAAACAGAGAAAGGACAUUGUUGGGAAAACCAGUGAAAUGCAGAUCUGCACUGGUGUUGAUUUCUUGGUUUUGGUAAAUGCACCAUGUUUCUGUGAGACCUGUUCACCUUGGGAGAGCUGGCGGAGGGCAGGUGGGAACACUGUGCUAUCUUGGCACUUUUCUGGAAAUCUAAAAGUACUCCAAAGCUGAGUACCGGGGCGCACACCUGUAAUCUCAGAAGACUGAGGCAGGCAGGUCGCAGCUUCCAGGCCAGCCUGGGCCACUUAGCAACCCCCUGUCUCACAAUAAGCAAUAAAAGAACUGGGGAAGUAGCUCAGUAGUA
Messenger RNA from Marmota monax (woodchuck), 7906 nucleotides. It is a transcript of the gene Cfap251, whose product is annotated as cilia and flagella associated protein 251. Lineage: Eukaryota; Metazoa; Chordata; Mammalia; Rodentia; Sciuridae. The transcript has 22 exons. Gene Ontology annotation, molecular function: protein binding. The coding region runs from base 311 to 4039 and encodes 1242 amino acids. Gene Ontology annotation, cellular component: sperm flagellum. The record is from RefSeq and is a predicted model, not a curated record.